Ceraceosorus guamensis is the source of this 2957-nucleotide messenger RNA. Its product is annotated as Metallo-dependent phosphatase. Gene Ontology annotation, cellular component: cytoplasm. Lineage: Eukaryota; Fungi; Basidiomycota; Exobasidiomycetes; Ceraceosorales; Ceraceosoraceae. The coding region runs from base 378 to 2780 and encodes 800 amino acids. The transcript is spliced from 10 exons. Gene Ontology annotation, molecular function: phosphoprotein phosphatase activity. The record is from RefSeq and is a predicted model, not a curated record.
CGAUUCACGAUUCACAAUUCACAAUUCACGACUUCAUAACUUCAUUUCGGACUUGUGGCACUUCACCGUAAUUACCCUAUAUACCCGCAUACCCCUUCAUAUACCAUACCGAAGACAGCAACGCCCACACUCACUAAACCGUAGCCACGCCCGGCGUCAUCGUAACGCCCAAGCCUGACCUCGUCCGCAUCACCUUCCGGGCGGCGCAUUCGUUCUGACCCCGGCCCUCUGGCAGAAGACCUGCUCUGGCUGGAGGUGGUCUCGUCGUUUGCGGUCGACCACCAUCCCCCGUCGAGGGCAGUCAUCUCCAGCAAACAGAGCGCUUCCCUUGACAUCGCCUGACAUUUCGAAAAACAGCUUUUUGUGAGCUUUUCGAGAUGGUACGCGGUAUCAGGCUAGGCUCUCCGCCUCGCCCCCCUCAAACGUAUCACAUGCAAGAGCGUUAUGCUCAGCACAAGCGCAAGUCCAGAUGGUGCAAACGCCCACCACUUCGUUUCGUCUUGAUCUGGGCCGCCUUUGUAUUCGUAUUGACGGUGCUGUACAGGGUUUCCCAUGAUACCAUUCGCCAACCCCUAAGCGGGUACAAGAUUGGGUGGCAAGCUCAUGACAAAAUCAGCGUCAGACCGGAUCAGAAAUCCACCAGUCAAACUCAAAAUGGAGAAGCGUCGAAUGGGGCAACAGCUCAGGAAGCUUGGGAUUCUGAAGCGCUGGAUGCAAGCUUGGAUCCUUCAUUUCCUCUGGACGCAUAUGCUCCGCUCCUUCCCAAUCCUGCGCCCAUCACGGACAUCACUGUAGAGAGCUGCAGCCUGCUGAGCCUGGGCCCCUGUUUGCCCCGUUCCUCGCAGCUCAAGGAAGCCAAUCUAGGUCGCUGGGUUCGCGUGGACAGGCCGUUGGGCGCUGACACGGCCGCGCAAAAGGGAAGAGGCGCUUUGGGCGGUGGGGUGUUUGACAAGCUUUUUGGAAACAUCGAGAGUCGCUACAUCUUCUACCGCCGCUCGCGUCGAGCAGGCGUUAGAAAGGUCGUAGAUGUCAAGAUAGUCAAGGCGAACCAGCCGGCCCCAGGAACGCGCGAACAAGGAUGGCACAAGACCAAGAAGGACCUUGGCACGCCGUUCUUCAGAAUGCUGGGCACAGGCGAACAAGUGCAUCUAUGGUUUCAGACUGUCGGCGGACACAAGGGAGAUGAUGAAGAAGACGAUUCUCCAAUGGCAUCUCCUGGUCAGCAUCACAACAGACCUGGCCACACGAUCGAUGACAUGUUCAAAGAGAUCGACGACGAAUUCAAACACAUGAUUGCUGGUGAUGGAAAAGGCAAGACAGAAGUGAUAGAGAUCAUCGGUCGAGAGAAGAGCAAGGAAUUGGGCAAGGUUGCAAGGGAAAAGCUACCGAGGCAGUCAACGCAGCAAGAUGCCAUCACUGAGAUUGACCUUGUCUAUGGCCAAAACGAGGCUUUUCCCGGCUUUACCAUUGUUGGGCAGAUCAGCCCGGCAAAGCCUUCCAUGUCGAUGGUCAGCGUCAGCUUGGCUGUCAGGCGUCGACCUCAGCCUGAUCCUUCAAGCCCGAUAGCGCCGACUUUCCAUCAGGAUGGAAAGUUCAAGAUCAUGCAAAUCGCAGAUUUGCACUUUUCCACCUCGCCUGAACCAUGCCGUGGCACUGACACCACGCCCUGCAACGCCAAGACAAUGACGGAUUUGAUGGGACAAUGGCUGGACGAAGAAAAGCCAGACCUUGUCGUCUUCAGCGGCGAUCAGCUCAAUGGACAGGGGACGUCCUGGGAUGAGCGAAGCGUAUUGGCUACUUAUCUCAGGCCCGUCAUUGACAGAAAGAUCUUGUGGACCAGUAUCAUGGGCAACCAUGAUUCUCAAACCGGCUUGCUAACCCGUAGAGAGCUACAACUCCUCUUGAGUCACAUGCCAUACUCACUCGCACGCGCUGGCCCGGCCAAUCUCCACAAUGGCACAGGGGCAGGCAACUACUACAUCCACCUCCGGGCGCCUACGCCGGAUGCCACACAUUUGUUCUCGUUAUACUUUCUCGACAGCGGUGUCAACGCGCCCGUGACGGGAAUGGGAAGCCUGUUGCCUUGGUCCUUCUUCGGCAUCAGUGCGUCGAAAGGAUACGACUGGGUGCGAAAGGAUCAGAUCCAGUGGCUGCUGGAUCAGAGCCGGAAGGUCGUCAAGCAUAUUGUUCCCUACAAGCCAGACAGUGGCAAAGAUCUAGGUCGUAUCUGGGCCAAGCGGAGACAAGAUCAAGACUCUUCGAGACUUGUCACAACCAGGCGCAGCGACAUCAGACGAGACGACAAGACCUGGGACGCGCACUCUGCCGAGGGAAGCGGUGGUAGAAAACCUCCUGCGUUGCUUUGGGUUCACAUCCCUUUGCCGGAAUUCUUCUCCCCUGUCGACAAGAAUGAGCUGGGUCAAGAUAUGAUCAUUGGGCAGCCUCAGGGCGAGACAUCCGGUAUCAGAGGCGCACAAAAGGAGGGCGGCCUGUAUGAUGCUUUGCAAGGGCAAGGUGCCGAAAAUGACGUCGUCGGCGUGCUUUCGGGUCACAUGCACGAGAAUGCAGACUGUCGGCGUAUCAAGGGAAUCUGGAUGUGCUUCAAUGGCGGAAGCUCUUUGUUGGGAUACGGCAGCACCAAGAUGGAGCGACGUGUUAGGAUCAUCGAGCUGGAACAGUGGGGCGAACAAAUCAACACUUGGCACAGGUACGAACGCACCAGGGGCAGGCUUGAUGAAGCGACACUUUGGGAAAUGUUUCCGGCCAAAGGCAAGCAUUGAGCGAUUGAUGCCUGUGAAGCCUUGAGGCUGAUAUUUAUGCUGCGGCUGCGUUCAUUAUUGUCUGGACCGUCACGCUGCACGAUCCUUAUUACAUGUCUCUACUUUUGCCUUUGUCACCUUGAUUUCUUGCUGCCUUGGCUAUACUCCUAUUCGCAUACAUGUCGCUUCCGAUCAGCG